GUCAAAUCUCUCACACCCAUUUUCCACUGACCAAAUCCAUCCAAGUUGAAGGUGAAAUUAUUUUCCUACCUCGUCCAUUAGACUGAACAGCGGUUUGUCCCCGGUUGUUUUGCCGUUUUAGCUAACAUUCCGCCUCGGUAAUAUUCAUCAUCAUGUCAUUAUUCGGUGAGGUUCCUCAAGCCAUCCCAGUGGCGGUCUUCAAACUGUCGAAUGAUUUCAAAGAUGACCCGAACCCCAUGAAGGUGAACCUCGGAGUUGGAGCCUACAGGACAGAUGAGGGCCAGCCCUGGGUGCUGCCCGUGGUUAAGAAGGUGGAGAAGAUCAUCGUAGCAGACAACAGUCUGAACCAUGAGUACCUGCCCAUCCUGGGUCUGCCUGAGUUUAGGUCGUCUGCAUCCAAGAUCGCCCUGGGAGAAGACAGCCCUGCCAUCCAGGAGAACAGGGUGGGAGCGGUGCAAUGUCUGGGGGGUACAGGUGCUCUGAAAAUGGGGGCUGAGUUUCUCAGACGCUGGUACAAUGGGAAUGACAACAUGAAAACACCUGUCUACGUCUCAGCGCCAACCUGGGAAAACCACAACUCUGUGUUUGCCAACGCUGGGUUCGAGGACGUCCGUCCCUAUAAGUACUGGGACGCAGAGAAGCGGGGACUGGAUCUGGCCGGUUUCCUAGGUGACCUGGAGACUGCACCAAAGCAUUCCAUCUUCGUUUUGCACGCUUGUGCCCACAACCCCACCGGCACAGACCCUACACACGUAGAGUGGAUGCAGGUGGCUGAGGUCAUGAAGAGGAGGAAGCUGUUUGUGUUCUUUGACUCUGCGUACCAGGGCUUUGCAUCAGGCUGUCUGGAUAAGGAUGCCUGGGCCGUGCGCUACUUUGUCACCCAGGGCUUUGAGAUGUUCUGUGCCCAGUCCUUCUCCAAGAACUUUGGCCUUUACAAUGAACGUGUGGGGAACCUGACCAUCGUAGCUCGUGAUGCUGACAACGUAAGGAGGGUUCUGUCUCAGAUGGAGAAGAUUGUCAGGGUAACCUGGUCCAACCCUCCCUCCCAGGGUGCCAGGCUAGUCGCCAUCACACUCAACACAGCUGAACUCUUCGCUGAAUGGAAGGAUAAUGUGAAGACCAUGGCAGACCGUGUGUUGUCGAUGAGGGCUUCACUCCAGGCUAAACUGCAGGCUCUGGGAACACCAGGAACAUGGGGCCACAUCACACAGCAGAUCGGCAUGUUCAGCUUCACUGGCCUCAACCCUAAACAAGUGGAGUACAUGAUCAAGGAGAGGAGUAUCUACCUAAUGGCCAGCGGUCGUAUCAACAUGUGUGGUCUGACCACUAAGAACAUCGACUAUGUGGCCAAGUCUAUCCACGAGACUGUUGUCAAUGUCCAGUAGAAGAUUACAAUACCCUUAGCACUGCCCACUCGUCCACCACCAGCAGUGUGUGUGUAUAAUGUAUUAGACCACGGGGGAGCAAAGUACGGGCCACAUCCGGCCCGCGAGACAUUUACAAAAAAUAGAUUUUUUUUAAUACCUUUUUUUCCCUCCCCAAUUUCAUGGCAUCCAAUUGGUAGUUAUAGUCU
Molecule: messenger RNA, 1573 nt
Organism: Salvelinus namaycush (lake trout)
Lineage: Eukaryota; Metazoa; Chordata; Actinopteri; Salmoniformes; Salmonidae
Product: aspartate aminotransferase, cytoplasmic-like
Exons: 9
Coding region: 153-1385 (410 amino acids)
Biological process (GO): L-aspartate biosynthetic process
Cellular component (GO): cytosol
Molecular function (GO): pyridoxal phosphate binding; L-aspartate:2-oxoglutarate transaminase activity
Source: RefSeq, a predicted model, not a curated record